Molecule: messenger RNA, 982 nt
Organism: Corylus avellana
Lineage: Eukaryota; Viridiplantae; Streptophyta; Magnoliopsida; Fagales; Betulaceae
Product: Cytidine/deoxycytidylate deaminase family protein
Cellular component (GO): cytoplasm
Molecular function (GO): dCMP deaminase activity; zinc ion binding
Source: RefSeq, a predicted model, not a curated record
AAUUAAUUUUCCUAGCGCGCGAUCUUGAAUGUCCAAUUUUCCACUAUAGCUUUCCCGCUACUUUUUUCUCAGCCCCCGAGCCAGUCAAACAAAAUUUUCUCGGGAAAGUGACUGUCAGUCACCCAUUCCCUUCGCGAUCGAACUCCAUGAACUCUCGCGAGCUCGCUCUGGUCUCCACGGCCACAGUUUUCGGCGCUUUAGCAUCCGCCCUCGCUUUCCGCUUCUUCCUCAGCCCUAAAAAGCAUUUUCCCCAUACCAAUCCCUCGCAGAACGGCGUCGUCUCCCAGAACCGCUCUUCUCGGAGCCCCUUCGAUCCCUCCAAGCGCACAGGAUAUUUGUCAUGGGAUGAUUAUUUUAUGGCAAUUGCAUUUUUAUCAGCUGAAAGAUCCAAAGACCCUAACAGGCAGGUGGGUGCAUGCUUAGUGAGUCAAAAUGGUGUUAUUCUCGGCAUUGGCUAUAAUGGAUUUCCAAGAGGCUGUUCUGAUGACAAGCUUCCUUGGGCAAAGAAAUCCAAAAGCGGGGAUCCUUUAGAGACAAAGUAUCCUUAUGUUUGUCAUGCUGAAGUCAAUGCUAUCCUAAACACAAAUCACGCUUCUGCUGCUGGUCAGAGGCUUUACGUGACAAUGUUUCCUUGCAAUGAAUGUGCCAAGAUAAUUAUUCAGGCGGGGGUAUCCGAAGUUAUAUAUUUUGUGGAGAAGAGGUUAAGUGAUUCAGACAUUAUAUAUGUUGCAUCUCACAAACUACUAUCAAUGGCCGGUGUAAAAGUCAGGAAACAUCAACCGCAGAUGAAUCAAAUUUUAAUCAAGUUUGAGGAGCCCUAGAUUUCAGUCUUCAUUCAAUAGUUUAGUCAAACCUGAUAAUUAUUUGUAUUACAUGUUAGUAAACUGAUCAACUAAGCUUGUUACUGGCUGGACCAACAUGUAUUUUAUUAAUUCUUCGUUCUUGACUGGUUGUGAUUGCUACAAAUUGGAUUUUGCUUCAA